AUGAGUAAGCUUGCUGAUAUUAAAGUGGACAGUGAAAGUGUGACUGAGAAAGAAAAUCCCUUCAAAGACCCUUUCGAGCUUGAAAAAUGGCGUCACGUUUAUCAGUUGUGCGACUACGAGGGAUUACCCUUCUUGGACGCCGACUUGGAAUGGAGCGCCGAAGAAGAAAAUAAGUUGGUCCGCGUUCUAGAUUUUAGAAUAUUUGGCUGGGUUUUCAUACUGUUUUGCUCUUUGGAUCUCAUCAGGCGAAACAUUAAUCGAGUAACAGCCGAUAACUUUCUUCAAGACCUUGGCCUAGGAACCAAUGACUAUAAUUUGGGUCAAACGUUAUACCUUGUAUCGUUUCUUUGUGCUGAACUACCAGGGAAUCUCUUGUCCAAAAGGUUUGGAUGUGAGGUUGUGAUCCCAUUUCAGAUGGUGACAUGGUCUGUUCUAUGCAUUUUCCAAGCAUGCAUGGUUAAUAAGGCGGGAUUUUUGGUCUUACGAGUCUUAAUAGGAUUGAGUCAAGGAGGCUUUAUUCCCGAUACUAUUCUUUAUUUGACAUACUUUUACAACUCGAGAGAAUUGCCGCUCCGUCUAGCAAUUUUCUGGACCGCAAUCCCUUUGUUUCAAAUUCUUGGUUCUCUUCUCGCAUCAGGCUUACUAGAAAUGCGAGGCAUUCAUGGCUUAGCUGGGUGGAGGUACCUUUUCAUUGUUGAGGGUGCACUUAGUUUGGCUAUUGCGUUUUCAAGCUUCUAUUUCAUGAGACAGGGUCCUACCGAAACAGGUAACAAGCUAUUCAAGAGGAAGUCGUGGUUUAACGAGAGACAAACAAAAAUCUUGGUCAAUAGAAUUCUUCGAGAUGACCCUUCCAAAGGUGACAUGAACAAUAGACAGCCUGUGAGUCUCAAAGAGAUUUGGCUUACUUUAUCUGAUUAUGACAUUUGGCCAAUUCUUAUUCAAGGUAUAUUGGCGUUCAUUCCCUUCCAGCCUGUUACAAACUAUAUUACUUUAAUACUCAGAGAGAUGGGAUAUUCAACUUUCAUGUCCAACAUCUUGGCAAUUCCUGGACAAGCGUGGUUUCUUGUCAAUCUUCCCCUUUUAGUUCUCUUGAGUCGAUAUACUAAAGAGAAGAGUAUCUGUGUGGCCAUUUCCAAUAUCUUCAUUCUACCAUUCAUCAUUGCGUUAGUUGUUCUUCCCAAUAACACCAAUAAUUGGGUGAAGUAUGUCUUGUUAACGGGUAUCUUAUCGCAGCCAUAUGCCCAUGCAAUCCUUGCAGCGUGGGUAUCUCAGUCUGCAAACUCAGUGAGAGCCAGAGCCGUCGGAACCUCACUUUACAAUAUGAGCUAUCAAGUUGGUAGCAUCAUAGCAACGCAAAUAUACCGUAAUGAUGACAAGCCCUAUUAUGACCGUGGAAAUAAAACAAUUUUGGGCAUUUGUAUUUUCAACAUCUUCUUUGCUUUCGCAACCAAAGCCUAUUAUAUUUUACGCAACAAACAGAAGGAGAAGAAGUGGGAGCAGAUGUCCGUGGAAGAGAAAACCGUAUAUUUGUCAAAUCCGCCCGACAAGGGGAUGAAACACUUGAACUUUAGAUUUACUCAUUAA
Meyerozyma guilliermondii ATCC 6260 is the source of this 1584-nucleotide messenger RNA. RefSeq lists its product as uncharacterized. Gene Ontology annotation, molecular function: sulfate transmembrane transporter activity. Gene Ontology annotation, biological process: transmembrane transport. Lineage: Eukaryota; Fungi; Ascomycota; Pichiomycetes; Serinales; Debaryomycetaceae. Gene Ontology annotation, cellular component: membrane. The record is from RefSeq and is a predicted model, not a curated record. Bases 1 to 1584 code for a protein of 527 amino acids. The transcript has a single exon.